Penaeus indicus is the source of this 3190-nucleotide messenger RNA. RefSeq names its product solute carrier organic anion transporter family member 74D-like. Gene Ontology annotation, cellular component: plasma membrane. NCBI's taxonomy places the organism in Eukaryota, Metazoa, Arthropoda, Malacostraca, Decapoda, Penaeidae. The transcript is spliced from 15 exons. Gene Ontology annotation, molecular function: protein binding. Gene Ontology annotation, biological process: transmembrane transport; sodium-independent organic anion transport. The record is from RefSeq and is a predicted model, not a curated record. Bases 148 to 2364 code for a protein of 738 amino acids.
GCCACCUCCCGUAUGUGCAGGACGCUCUGGCUGGCCGGUUCGUCAAAACUCCUCCUUUCGGAAACAAACACUUGAUCUUGAACUCGGAGGGAAAUAACACGGGACGACUGGUAGAGGGAUGGUAUUUUGCUGAGAAACACAACAAACAUGACAGAGAAAAUCUUAAUAGAAAAGAACUCCAAUGUAAAAAUUGUCAAUAAUGUCGAAAAGGGAAACAGCAAGCUCUCAAACGAAGAACAAGCGUAUAAAAUUUUGCUGGAUGAAGAGGCAAUCCAGGACACGAGAUGCGGCAUCGGACCGUUCAGAUCCAGGUGGCUGCAGUUCCUGGCGCGCAAGGAGGUUUACUUGAUAGUGUACUGCUUAGUGGGCCUCACCAACGGCAUGUUCUUCACCUACAGCGUUUCCGUUAUCUCGACAAUUGAGAAGAGAUUCAAGCUCACUAGCAAGCAAAUGGGUACCACGCUCAUAGGCAACGACAUCUCCCAGGUAAUCCUUGCGAUUUUCUUGGGCUACUAUGGCAAUUUCGGCCACCGCCCACGAUGGAUGGGCGUGGGCAUCAUGACGGCGUCCAUGUCGGCUUUUGUGGCGGCCAUUCCUCACUUUAUCUACGGCCCAGGUCAAGACGCAAUUGACCUCGUUGAGGAAACAAGCGCUAAUCUUCUCGGCACUUACAAAGAAUUUAACAAAACGAAGAAAGUGGAGUUGUGCUACUCUCAGCCCGAGGACACAUGCAACGCGGAGAACGGCGGCGGCGGCGGCUCCAUCAUAGCGCCCGUGAUUUUCCUCUUCUUCUCGCAGUUCCUCGUGGGCAUCGCUGUUAGCAUAUUCUAUAGCAUAGGAGUCACGUACCUCGAUGACAAUAUCAAUAAGAAAACAUAUCCUAUCUAUUAUGCGGCCACCUUGUUGCUAAGGAUCCUGGGCCCGGUCCUCGGAUACCUUUCGGGGGGCAAGUUCCUCUCCAUGUGGAUCGACCCUACAUACAGCCCGAACCUGAGCAAGCGAGACCCACGGUGGCUGGGCGCUUGGUGGCUGGGGUAUCUGGUGAUUGGAAGUGUCCUUCUUAUCUCCGGCAACUUGCUCUUCCUCUUCCCGCGGAAACUGCCCGAGGCGGUAAGGAGGGAAGCGAAGAAAGUGGCGAGACAGGUCGAGAAGGACGCGGAAGAGGGAGGCAAUCGAAGCGUGGAAUACUUCGCGGCGUUGAUCAAGAAGAAGAAAGUGGAAGAGAGACCGACUUUGGACAAUCUGAGGAAGGCCCUGAAACGCUUAUUCACGAACAAGAUCUGGAUGGGCAACCUCUUCAACACGUGUACCAUCGUCCUCGCCAUGUCUUGCUACUGGAACUUCAAGCCUAAGUACCUCGAGAAUCAGUUCAGGAGGAGUGCGGCUGAGGCCAAUUACUAUACAGGUGUUGCCAGUCUGGCCUCAGUGUCCUUAGGCACGGCGUUGGGCGGCGCCAUCAUGCGCUGGGUGCGGCCCGGUCCCCGAUUCGUCUCAGGAUACAACAUCUUCAUCACCCUCUUUACCUGCGCCGGGUUUAUUGUCCUGAUGUUCAUCGGCUGCGAGAAGCUUGAGAUCGUUGGCCCUGUCGGCAGCCAAACGGUCCCUUCUUGCUCGUCGGACUGUGGCUGCACGGACAAGUUCUCGCCGAUGUGCUCUGAGGACCAAGGGACACUCUAUUACUCGCCUUGCUACGCCGGCUGUACCGUUGCUAAUACGACUGUUAGCCCCAUUGCCUACAGCGAAUGUUCCUGCAUCACGAAUGCCACCGCCUUCGUGUCAACACCGAACCCCGUCGUUAAUAUUUCGUACACGCAGGAUGGACAGAAGAGUAUGUUUGGUGGAGGCACAAGCAGCUACUGCCCUGAACCAUGCAACAGUUUCUUCUAUUACCUUAUUGUGCAAAUUGUGAUCAAGACAGUUACUGCUACUGCCAGAGUCAGCAGCAGCGUCAUUCACUUACGCUCCGUGGAGGACAAAGACAAAGGAGUCGCCUUGGGAGCUCUGACAGCUUUCCUCAGCUGUUUCGGGCUCAUUCCUGGACCCAUCAUCAUGGGAGCCGUAAUAGAUUCUACCUGCUUGCUGUGGGACAUGUCCUGUGGGAAGAGAGGAAAUUGCUGGUUGUAUGACUCGGACACGUUUAGGCUGGCCAUACAUCUGAUCCCUGCGGUAUUCACCUUCAUCUCGGUGUUCGGCGACAUCAUCGUGUUCUACUACAGCCGCCAGCUCGACCUGUACGGCGAAAGGGACAACGAAAUCAAAGAAGAGAAAGAAGCGGGUGAAACAGUUGAAUCGAAACCUCUGAACGUGGUCGAAGAGGAAACGAUCGACUCCACAGGGACGAGUGAUAUGGUUCUAAGUGGUUGAUCACAUUUGUCCUGUAAUGAAAAUGUCUGAAAACUAUAGUGAUUUAAAGACUGUUUUUCAACAAUGCGGCGUCACAUUUUUGCAUAACAUUUAGAAUUGAUAAAAAAGUGUACAGGCGAAAUAUAAGUAUACUUCAAUUCCGUGUUCAUAACGAAUAGAGAUCCAUAAACGGAACAAAUAAUCAAGGACGACUAAAGGUACACGAGAUGCCUUGUUUUUUAUUUGGAAUAGGAAAGGUACAAAGAGUAAAAUAUAUAAAUCACACACACACGCGCGCGCGCGCGUAUAUAUAUAUAUAUAUAUAUAUAUAUAUAUAUAUAUAUAUAUAUAUAUAUAUAUAUAUAUAUAUUUGAUAAACUGAAAACGGAUAUUCAUCGGUAAUUCUCUCUUUCUCAACACGUCUGCCGUAACUGUUCUGCCUGAUUGUAUAAUCUGUUUCGUCCAUGGUCAGGUAAACAAAAUUAUCACAUAAUUUCAGUCUUGUUAAUGUAAGCUUUUCGUUGUCUUGUGUUGCAUUUCCCACAGUUUCAGGGACCGGGGUAGUGUUUUUGUACUUGGAUCUUUGAAUAACCUUCUCGUUUAUGAAGUUAUUUGAGGACAUUGUGUUCUUGUUGUUUGGAUUUAGGGUCCAUUGACUACCACAUUUUUAUUCUAUAAACGGAUUUUCCUUUUAUUUGUUUUCCUUUUCGACAAUAAAUGUGGUGCAUGUCAACCAGCGCAAAUCCACUUAAUAUCACACAGAGCUGGCAUCUAAAUGAUAUUUUACUGAUAAAUAACACUUUCGUUUUGUGAUAUCUGUACAAGAACCAAUAAAUUCUGUAAACUA